This is a messenger RNA of Somion occarium, 3704 nucleotides long. NCBI's taxonomy places the organism in Eukaryota, Fungi, Basidiomycota, Agaricomycetes, Polyporales, Cerrenaceae. The record is from the annotation of a GenBank genome assembly.
AGCAUCGCUUCGAUGCUGGCACAUCCGACUCGCGCUACUGCGAUGUAUAUCAAUGAAACUCCAAAGCAUGCUGUAGCUAUAGGCCACGAUACCUCUGUGGGACCGAGCAGCAUUUGCAGUUUCAUUCAACAGGCAUCGAAUGAAAUCCAAUGGUUCUCUUCAUGACAAAAAGCUCAAAGGAUGAAUGACAAAUAAGUCAGACCAGGAACCGGCCUGUCGCUCAUCUUGUCACCAAUUCACACUCAUUCUUGGGUCCGACAACAUGUAUUUACUUACUCUCACAGAUUAGGCUGACAAUGUUCGGGUACCUCUUCCUGGACUAGACUCCCUGUGACUGCUGACCGACGGAAGUCAAUAUAGUCUAAGGAUGGUCAGCCUCUUGCAUGCCCCAGUAUAUGGUGCGGAUGGCUGGCAAUGUAUCUGUGUUCUUCUCUUCUUCUCAUUCCACCACCGACGGCCCUUCGCAAGUCUAAGCAAUGGCCUUCUUCGCAAAGAUCAAGAUUCUCCUUCGCCGCAAUCGCCCUUCUAUAGCACAUCCUCACGGUGCUCGUCACAUAUCCUCACAUCCCUGCGCGGAUCCACCACUUAUCGAAGCAAGUUGCGCUCUCAAGCCUCCACAGAACACCUCAGUGGAGGCAUCCAGAGCCUCAUCGCUACUCACUCUCGCCAAAGCAGCACAAGGGCAGGAUGCGGAACUUGUAUAUCCUCGACUAUUUUUCUGCGAGAUACUUCUUCCCACAAUUCGUGUCCAACGCCCAUUGACAACAGGAGUCUUGGCCAGUUUCAUGGCAGACAUGAUGUCAGAUGGGAUUUCCAUUCGUGAUCUCAAUCGUCUCCUCAAUAUAGACUGUGGAGAAUACGCAUCUGGAAUUUUACCUCUCGAUGUGACAGUUCCCUCGCGCAUCAUCAGGGUAGAGCAGACGGCCAUCUCUCCCGAAACGCAAGAGGGAGCAUUUGCCACAAUCGAGCUCUCAUUCAUCGACAGCUUGGAUCUCGACAACAUUUCCAGUGUCUCGAGCCCUUCUCCGUCUGCAUUCAUCACCGAUGAAUCCACUCUCGUAUCAUCAACUACCAUCUCUCCCAAGUAUUCUUCAUAUCAAGCCUCUGAUUCAGUAUAUUCCCUUUCCGCACUCCCGUCGUUCCCGGACGAUACAUAUCCCACCUUUCCUCUCCCUGCUGUAUCUGUCUCCUCAUCUUUGGAGGAAACGUCUGCCUUUCCUCCACCUGAUGGCCAACUCCAACUUCGAGACUUCAACAUAGUCCGUCCACUAGGGGCUGGCGGUUUCGGUACUGUCUAUCACGCACGUCUGAAGAUGACAGGUGGACAUGUUGCUGUAAAGGUCAUGAAGAAGCGAGUAGGUUCUUCUCGCAACGGUCUUCCUCACUCGAGUACUACGGGAGAAGAUGUAUUUGGACCUGUACUUCGAAGUGAUGACCAGCACAGAUCUAUGGGCACUGCAAGUUUGAGGAACUGCGCUGCGGGAUUGGACGAGUUGAUUGCGAUGAGGCGGUCGGAGGGAAUCAAGGAAGUCGUGGAACUACUUGGGAGUUGGCACGAUAGCCAGAACUUCUAUCUGGUUAUGCCCUUCUGCCCGGGUGGAGACUUACAGUUCCUAUUGGACAAACGCGGCCAAUUGCCUGUGGAACAUGCCCGAUUCUGCAUUGCUGAUAUACUUAAUGGUCUCACCGCUCUUCACUCUCGCGGCAUCAUCCACAGAGACAUUAAGCCUGCCAACAUCCUGAUCGGUUCAGAUGGCCGGAUGAAGAUAGCAGAUCUAGGUCUCGCUCGCUGCUUCGAAAACCAUGCUUGUGAGUUCGAGAAGUCAAUCGAUCCACUGGCAGCAUCUGGGGGACAGGAUGACCUGUGCAAUGGCAUGUUCUCUGAAGUGACCGCGAAGGGGUGUGGAACUCCGGAGUAUGCUGCUCCUGAGCUUUAUCACGGGCACCUGUACACGUAUGGCGUGGACAUUUGGGCUCUGGGAGUCAUGAGUUUCAAGAUGCUGUUUGGUCGUUCACCAUGGGAUAAAACGGACAUACAAUCUUUGGCAGAGAGUAUUAUGACAGGAACGAUCAGUAUCGAGAAGUGGGAGCGAGCACUGUAUGGUGUUCCAGAAGAUGCAGAACUUUUCAUUCGACGAGCGUUGGACAUGGAUCCUGGUACGAGACCGACAGCGACUCGUCUCAAAUCACAUCCAUUUUUCAAACCAUUCGAUUGGGAAGGCUUAGCAAACAAUACGUUGAUGGCACCAUGGAUUCCUGGUGCCUGCAAGCCUUUCUCUCAGGGAACAAUGUCUCCUAUCGACGUCGGUGUUCCUUUGAACAUCGACGAUGACAUCGUUCCCUAUUUCAACUACAUUUCUCCUCAACUCGCCGAUGCACCUUCCACUCUUCCUGUUCUUGCUUCUUCCACUUCGCUGCCUGAUUACAUCCAUGCUCCGCCUUUUCCGCCUCUGAUUGGAUACCCACUUGACUCUGCCCCGUCCUCGGCUUCCGGCAUUCACCUACCCAGUGUCCCUUAUUAUGGUGAAAUGGAACUUCCUCACGAAGGUUCUGGUCUUAAUAAGCCAGACAACGUUGAUGACUAUGUCACCAACCUCUCUCGUGAAGAAUCCAGAUCACUGUCCUUCUCUAUUCCAAACUGGGGCACUCCGGCUGGAUUCGAUAAGGGACCCCGGUCAGUUCAACAAGCCUCCUUCGACGUCAUGAACCUUGUUGGGAGGGAAGACUCUGGUUCUUUGCCAUUCCUACGCUACAGAAAUCAUCAUCAGGAUACCUUCCCGCCAGCGCAUAGUCCACCUUGCACCGAAGAUGACAAGCAUCCUGUGUCUAACUCACUGCGCGAUAGUUCAAGCUCCGUCGCGCACGCAAUGUACUUCGACCCACCCACUCCAUUUCUCUCACUGUCCAACAACACAGAUACAUCUAACGUCGUCUCCGCGCUGUCGAUCGAAGAUGAAUCUAUGACAUCGCCUCAAACCGAACAUCCUCAAGACAACACUACAGACCUGGCCGUAUAUAUCGUACAUGACACCAUCCCUGUGUCUUCUCAUUCAAUGCCAAAGAAUCUCGUCAAGGAGUAUCAACCGCCCACGCUCGGUGAAGUUAGAUGCACUUCAGGCAUAACCGUAAAUACACGUGAGGACUUUGACCAUGGCAACUCCUCGUCUAUCGGAGACACUUCUACCUCUGGUAGUUCAAGUUUCUCAUCGCUGGAUUCGGCGUCCUCGAUUCCUCUUGUUAUUGUGACGAUCGCAGAAGUCUCCUCGUUAACAGACGCUAUUCCCCUCUGCCGCUCUUCUCUACCACCUAGUUUCUCAGCCUCGUCUUCAUUGCAUAUAUUCCCAAUUGUCUCGAAACAGACCCCCGUGCUUAGAAUCUUCUCUUGUUUCAAGAAAUUAGGGACGUCGUUCUCCAAUCUCCGCCAUCGGUAUCUUCUCUGACCAUAAUUUCUCACUAUUCUUAUUUCUUAUCUAUGUGUUUUCUCUCUUGUUUCUUCUCUGUCAUCGUCAAGUUUAUCUCAACGUCCUCGCAUUCCAUUCCUUUAUCGUUUGACUCCUGCAUACUAGUUGCUUGCAUUUUAGUUUCGGUCAUAUAAUAUCUUGCACAUAGCAUGUAAUGUCAUGUAUCGUCAUCCUUUUAUUUCUGUAGGCUAUGUAUAUUAAUGCUUUUUGGAAAGCCAUUAUCCUACCUGGAUGAGAAUCCUG